Rotaria sordida is the source of this 1491-nucleotide messenger RNA. Lineage: Eukaryota; Metazoa; Rotifera; Eurotatoria; Philodinida; Philodinidae. The record is from the annotation of a GenBank genome assembly.
AUGUUGGCUAAAACGUGUGUACAUCGUGUCGAUCCAUCAUUUUCUAUUAGGCAAUAUCCAAAGAAUGACACGCAUCUUGUUACGAUUGGUUGGGGUACAAUGACUUCAGAAAGUUCAGAAUCAGCCGAUCAUCUCCAACAAGUUCAAGUUUAUGCAAUAGUCAAUCACGAUCCAAACUGUUCUGGUUCAAUCAAUAAUAUUGAUAUGCAAUUCUGUGCCGGAUUGUAUGAAGGAGAAAAAGUUUCUAAUAUUGAUAUUUCCAAUUCUAAAUUGGAAACUAUUGGUAAAAAUAAUGAUCAAUCAAUAUCUGAUAUGCCUACAACACAAUUUAUUAAUGAUGAAAAUGUGACAUUAUUGAGUGCUAAAGUCAUAUUUCGAGGUAUUAACCUUUGGUCAAAUAAUGUACGUAUACGUGAUGGUACAGCAAAUUUUAUUGCACGUGGAAAUAAACCAAAGAAAUUUAAUUUCAAUUUAGCAACUAUGUUAGUACCCGAUGAUAAAUUAAGCAUCGAAUUUUAUAUAAUAAAUGGGAAAAAAAAACGAAAAAAAUUGUUUGCAACUUUUGAAUUAAUGCUUGAAUCUUUAAUCAAUUCAAAAUAUAUUGAUUUAUCUGAAGAAAAUUUAUCUGAUCCAAAUAAUUCCUUAUUACCAUCAACUGUACAACUUAAACUUUAUUAUACACCACCAGAUAUUGAUAAACAACUUGCUACAAUAAGACAUGAUGAUACCGUUGAAUUGAUCGAUUGGAGAAAUAUAUUUGAUGACGAAGGCCGACAUGGUGGUCAUCGACAUAGAUAUGUGCAUUCAAAACAUGAUGGUCGAUUAACAAAACUUCGUAGAAAAUUAGCCGGUCGUGCAGAUGAUGCUGAUACUGAUACAUGUAGUGAUUCAGAUUUCGAAGUAGUUCAAGAUUCUGAAAAAAAAUUUGAAUCGGUUGAUAAAAAUGCGAAAAUAAAAAUGCAACAUAAUGACAUAGAAUUAUUAGAAAAAAGUUUGGGUCGAUAUGUUGGUGAUGUAUAUGAAAUGAUCGAAUGGCAACUUAUGGUACAUAUUAUACAAGCACGAGAUCUUCCAGGAUUUAAUAUUAGUCCAUAUGUUAGUGUUCAAAUCGAUAAUCAAAAACGAUAUACAAGUGUACAAAAAUCUUCUAAUUCACCAUAUUUUCGUGAAUUCUUCACAUUUGAUUUUACACUACCAGCUACAAAAUUUAUGGAAAAAGUUAUUAUUAUCAAAGUUCAUGAUGCCGUUACAAUAAUUAGUACAUUUACAGAUACAGCACCAAUCGGAAUAUUUCGAUUGGAUAUAUCAACAGUAUAUAAUGAAAAAGAACAUGCAUUUGAACGAAAAUGGGCUCAAUUGGUUAAUCCGGAAAAUAUUGCAUCGCCUUGUGGUCAUUUACUUCUUUCAAUAUCUGUUACACAACGUGGUGUUUCAACGAAAAAUGUUGUCAGUGAAGAUGUACAUGACAAUGAUGAAUUUAAACCAUCGUAA